Molecule: messenger RNA, 6978 nt
Organism: Haliotis rufescens (red abalone)
Lineage: Eukaryota; Metazoa; Mollusca; Gastropoda; Lepetellida; Haliotidae
Product: LIM/homeobox protein Lhx9-like
Exons: 5
Coding region: 319-1464 (381 amino acids)
Biological process (GO): neuron differentiation; regulation of transcription by RNA polymerase II
Cellular component (GO): nucleus
Molecular function (GO): DNA-binding transcription factor activity, RNA polymerase II-specific; RNA polymerase II transcription regulatory region sequence-specific DNA binding
Source: RefSeq, a predicted model, not a curated record
UUGACAAAAACUAGAGUAAGUCCAUUUCUAAACAAUCCACAUUCAGUUGAACCGGCGGUGCACCCGCUUUCACUGUCCCAAAACAAAUAGGUUUUUACCGGCGAAAAAUCGACAUUGUUGACGACGGGUGCAGUGCUAGUCUGUGUUUCCGACGAGGGAAGUGUUGCGAUAGUUGGACAGACGAUCCGAGGUUCCGAGUGUCAGUAGUGUGAGGAUUCUUCACGGAGGGUGGGACUCCUGUUCGAGCUGGGUCCCGUGUCUCACGCAUUCGUCCCCGGGGAUUGUUGGAUACCCCUCCGCGGACACACCAACAUAGGCAUGGUGGAAAAAACUAUCCUCCAACCCCAUGAGGGAUCCGGGGAGUUUCAGAGCCGGACCGUUUCCCCAGACAGUUUAGCACUGGAUUGUCACGUCACUACAAGGCACCAGAUGCCUUUGAACAACAGCGGUGACGACUUGCCCGGUGUUUGUGCUGGCUGUGGUGGUCGCAUCGUUGAGCGCUACUAUCUGCUGGCUGUAGACAAGCAAUGGCAUGUAUCCUGUUUAAAGUGCAGCGAUUGUAAAUUCAGACUCGACUCCGAACUUACAUGUUUUGCCCGGGAUGGCCUCAUCUACUGCAAAGAGGAUUAUUAUAGGAGAUUCGGAAUAAAGAGGUGCUCGCGCUGCCAUCUUGGAAUUGCCGCCAACGAACUUGUAAUGAGAGCUCGUGACCUAGUUUAUCACCUCUCGUGCUUCACGUGUAGCUCGUGCAACCGAGCUUUGACACCAGGCGAACAAUUCGGAAUGAAAGAUCAUCUUGUUUACUGUAGAACAGACUAUGAAAUCAUAUUUCAAGGAGAGUAUUUGCAAAGUCUGUCACCGGAACUCGGUGGACCAAAUAUUCCCUAUUAUAACGGAGUGGGCGCGGUCCAGAAAGGAAGGCCACGCAAACGGAAGAGUCCAGAGCUUGAGGGGUGUCCGUCAAUGGGUCUUGGCCCUGGUGAAAACCCUGACAGGCCAGGAGAAGUGCUCGAUCGGGAGGGGUACCAGCAUCAGACCCCCCGACAGAAGAGGGUGCGGACGUCAUUUAAACAUCAUCAGCUGCGGACGAUGAAAUCUUACUUUGCGCUGAAUCAUAACCCUGACGCAAAAGAUUUAAAACAACUAGCUCAGAAAACGGGUCUCUCCAAACGUGUUUUACAGGUUUGGUUCCAAAACGCACGUGCAAAAUACCGCCGAAAUCUACUCAAGCAGCAAGACUCCGACAAGGGAAACUCGAACACAAAUGGGAGCUCGAACGGAGAUAAAUCCAAAGACUCUCACGAUCAGUCUCUUACCGAUCUCUCCAAUACCCGAUCUCCCGCCCUGUCGGACAUCAGUUCGAACGCCUCCCUGUCGGACAUCCAAACUCCAGCAUUGGACACAGAUCAGGGCAGCAACAGCAUAUCCGAUCUCUUCUCAAGCACAAUUGCCUCAAUAAACUAGCGAGCCCGGAGACCAGAGCUGUGUACCAAACAGAGAUUAUUUUCAAUUCAACCUAUGUUUUAUUUAUUAAAAGACCAGAAUAAAGUCUGGUUGACAUGGUGUACAGUUCGGCGGGAAAAAUCCGCCAUUUUGUAAUCGGAUGUGUAUAGUUCGGCAUGUGAAACAGUUCGGCAAAUAGACAUGAAUGUGGACGACAAAGCUGAGAACCAGAUAGCAUUAUGUCGCCUAGUUCGGCAAUGAGACAUUGUUGCUGACAGUUCGACCGUAGGGUUAAAAAGAUCUUCUUUGCAGCAAAAAGUGCUUUUGGAGCUCCCAAACAACGGAUUUUUUUCAAAGUGCUAGCUGAAAUGAAAUUUAUGAAGAUAACGUACUCAACUGAAAUGUUUAGACAACCGGAAGUGCUAUGUGUGAUGGGAACAUUCACAAUUAUUCAAAACAAGCGAAACCCAGCAAACGUGAAAUUGACUUUUUGCUCGGCAUACAAGUGUAAAUAGUUGGAGAAGGACUACAAGUUAGCUAAAAAGUUGGUUUCACGCCCAGAAGCGAGAAAAACACUAACUGCUCAAAUAUGCCGCACGUGCAAGAUUUGGAAAAAAUGCUUUUUGUGUGGACCGUUUAUGAUUUUGGGCUGCAGACACCUCAAAUGUGUUGCAGAUAAAAGACGGAACGGCGCUUUCUUUGUAUUCUGUAGAUACAUCGAAUUAAAAACAGUCAGUGGUUCCUCUUUGAACUGAUAGCGAGCAUAUGUAAUGUGGCCCGCGUCCUCUCGUGAUGGCGGCUGGCGUUUGGAUCCGGGCUGAUACAAAAAUCAAAACCAGAUUUCAGUCCGGUUUCGGAACCGUAUGUGAGACAAAAAUACUUUAGUAAUACAAGGCACAUUCCAAAGAGCUGCAUGUGCAACGCUGAUGUAAGCUAUGAAAAGUAGGACUCCUAAACGGGAACAUGGAUUCAUAAUUCAUGUUGUCAGACUCGAGUUUUACCACAAGUUUUAUACGGCAUUCAAGGUAGCAAUGUUCCCUUCAUUUGUAUGAUUCAAGUUUAUUGAUUUGGAUUUAUAUCGACACAGCUAUUCCCCUUUCGCAAAUGCGAUAUUUAGUUUCCUCUCAUCUAUCGUAAGACAAACAAAAUAUUAUAAAGUGGCAUUUUUUCAUCUAAUCACCUAAUGCUUUCCUUGCGAUGGAAACGGUGUUGAAUAUUGAGAUUUCAAUUUAUCAAGUUAUAAAUAUCUACAGGUGUAUAAUACAGGUGUAAAAUGGCUUGGCAACCCCAAGCUUCAUCUCGCGUAUCGCCUUCUCUUUGAUGAUUUGAUGUGACUGUUUAGGUAACUUUUACAUCAUACUACCCCCAUGUGGUGUUGGGGGGAGGAGGGGUUAUUCUUUUGGGGGAACUGGCAAGCAGAUGGAGACGUGAGCGUCUGGGUACAGCGAGGGCGGAAUGGUUAAAGGGAAUGCAGGUUAAAACACAUUUCCUUCUGCUCGACAGAUUCUGUACUCGAGUAUUGUCGAUAUAGCAGGUGCAAUAUUGAAUGUGGGAAAAAGGUGCCAAGUCGGCAUUGUUUUUUCCGCCGAUUGAGCUCUGAUUCUGGUCCCUAUUCUGCUCAGUCGCACCGGAAGUUCUAACGAAAUUACGCCCCCUUUUGUUGAAAUUUAUUCAAAUUAACCCGCAUGUACACUCGUUUUGAUCAUGUAUGAAUCUUCGUGUUUUUAAGUCAUUGAUGAUUCUUAAUGUCAGGGUAUGUUUAUGCAGACCAUUAUAAUCGCUUCAAUGUGAAUCCCAGAUUUCCUUAUCGGGAAUUAGCGGUGUAGGUUUCAGGAUAUUCUCACUUUCUGAUCCAACCAGCACCAAAGGCGUAUAAAUUGGGAUCAGGGACGAAGGAAACGAAACGAAAAAGAACUCAAAGACCCUUCACGUCUGUAGCUCAUUAGAAGAAUGUAAAGAACCGAACAUGGGACAGAAUCAUUUUUAUUGGUUGAUAUUAACAGCUGACAUGCGGUCUGCUAUUUCGCCUUUGGGCGUGGCUCAGAUAAAAGGGACAUUUUUAUGAUACUCUCUUCACCUUAACCUGUCCCCCACUCUUCACACUCACGACCUUCGAUUUCGCCUCGCAUAUGGAAUUCGCAUUUUUAUCGGAAUUAGGGAUAUCAGGUGUUAUUCAACACGAUUUCUCUAAUAAGUGACCUCGGUUUUACCUUUGAGGGGAGAUAACUCUCGAUAAUCGGCGUAGUGUUUGGUUACAAGGGUCAAAUGAUGACGCUUAUCUCGAGGAAAUGACAGGGAAAUUAUUUAUUAUUUAUGCCCUUGAUAUGCGAAACUAUGGGCCGCAUUUUUAAAUGCUGAUAUUUUGUAGAUGUCUUUUUUUGUAAGUAAAGAACAACAUCGCCACAGAAUAACCGGUCUUGAUUGUCUGCCGAAACAGAUUCCAUUGGGUGUAAAAGGAAGUAAUAGCGGUGAAAACUAUUUGAAUGGAUAACUGAAAAUCAGUUUUGACACCAGGUGUUCGCGAAAAGGAUAAGCUUAUCCUGCUCUAUCGGCAGCGUUUAUUUAAGUGUAGAAUAUGAGUUCCAUCAACGGUGUAAAAUGUUCUACAUCUAACAUAUCUGCAGAAUAUUGUCAUUCGUGUAAGGGACCACUAUUUCUUUAAAAACGUUGAUAAUUGAUUUUCAAGUUUGAUAUUUUACCUGUUUAGCCCUACAUUCCAUUUUCGUUCUGGCAGGAAUGAAAUACAUUUUCCAUCAAGCCGUAUGGCCGGCCAGUGGUAUCAAAUCAACUUCUUAGAUUGUUUGUCUGACACAAUGCACGUGCACACCGUGCUGUCGGUAAAGUCGGCCCUUCAUCAGCCUAAAUUGACGCAGUCUCUCCUGGCAGGCGAUAGGUAGGAAUCUUAUCUCAAUUUAAUGAUAUUAAUCACUCCGUAACGUCAACAAAAGAUACAAACAUUUUCUGGCGAGCCAGUUUCUUUUCACACUGUUUAGUGAUUUUUAAGCAGAUACAGAAAUAGAAAGUAGAAAGUUUUUAAAUAGUCUCUUUUAUUACCCAUUUUACACUUUUAAAACGAAAACAAAUAUUUUUCCUCGACGGAGUAAAAUGUGUCUGCUCAUAAAGUGAUGUGUAGGAGGUUGGUGGUCGACAUUUCGCAAAAAAAGGAUUAUAAACGUGUUCUGUCGCGGAGGUAUUUUCCCGAUAAUAAACCUCCUGUUUCGUGUCUUUCUCCCCAGACUCUGGACGAAGCCUACAUCUGACUAAAUCAAAUCUAAAUGUGGUAGCUAUCUAGGAAUUCCGAUCCGUGUUCGUUUUCCGGUUCGGGUUUUAUACUGACAACUGUGACAACUGCGGGAUUGCCGAUCCAAUAUGGCAGCCAUUGAGAAAUUCCUAUACUCUCUCACGGCGAAGGAUUCGAGCAUCUGUUUUUAUUUAUCUGACAAUCUGGGGGCCAUUUUGGAAAACAGUUUAUCCAAACAGAAACAGUCUGGCUAUGGGCUGCAACGGCAGCGACUCGGCCUUUAAUUUUCGUUUACCUUCGCAAAUGGCUGGCGUCAUUGCGGCCACUUACCCGUACACGUGUGCAAAUGCCCAAUAGGAUUAGAUCCAAUUUCCUUCUCAACGAUGUUUCCAAACUGUAUCGCUCAAAAUUUAUACUUCAUAUUUAAGACUCGGUUUUAGCUGUAUCUGUCUUUCGCUAGAAGCAUUGUCUCUGGUUUCCGACCCAAUAGAAGCAGACUGUCUCUCGUGACUAACAUUUCGAUAAAUUAAGUUAGAUAAACACGAACUGAAUGCCAUAUUAAGAUCAUCACAGGAAUCUCUUAAUAUUACCCAUCCAUGUCAGAUUUGUAAUUAAAGUAUUUAAAUUAAAAUAUUUAAAUUAAUUACACCUCCAAAUAUGUUUGCUGCGUUAAAUAUAUUUCAAGACAGAAUGGCGCCUUUUCUUUUGUCGAUAAAUGAUCGUCCAGUUUUUUUGCCCAUCUUACGCAGACGACAUUGGAAGCUAGGGAGCAGACGAUCGGAGAUUCGCGCCACCUGCCCCGUCUCAGUCCUGUUCUGCUUCGUCGGCAGAAUUAGAAUACCCAGGCAUUGUAACUGUAUCAAAAUCAGGUGCGCUUCCCUUCAAAAUAGUCGCCCAGUAUAAUUUGCUUUUGAAAUUGAGAGCAUUAUUCUCACUGCCAAGUCCGUUGCAGGAUUAUUCUGGAUAGUUAGUGAUGAGACCCGUUCGCUGAGGAGUGAAAUUAGUUUUAUGUCUUACUUCGCUAUAAUGAGGCGUCAUCUCAAGAUUUUUUCCUGAGUGCGUGUAUGUAUGUGUGCGUGCGUGCGUUCGUUCGUGCGUGCGUUCGUGCGUGCGUGCGUGUGUGUGUGUGUGUGUUUAAUCGCUAUCAUUUGUUCACAAUUACAUUAUUUUUGGGAUAGCAAAGCCAUAUACAUUGCCCUAGUUAUUUUGUCAUUUUGCAAGAGAGGAAUAUUUGUGUCGAAAACAAUUAAACAUUCCCCCCUUAAAUAUAUACUACUGAAACAAUUACUACCACUCAAAAGACGUUGAGAACAUCCGAUUCUUUCAUAUUACUAUAGUUAAUAAUUAUAUAGUUAUUAUAAUUAUAUAUACUAUAGUAAUAUGAAAGAUUUUGGUGUUCUUUAAGAUCUUUGAGUAGUAAAUGUUAGGAUUUAGUUACAAAAUGAGAAACAGUUGAAUUCAUUGAGAGAAAACCAAUAAAUGUGCUGUGAUAUGUGCAGAAUUCUUUACGUAUUACAGCCAAUCGGGUGAAUACGUCUGGUAAAACGACAGUUGUAAAAUAUAAGUUGGUAAAAAGACUUCGGUGCGUAAAAUGCGGGUCCUUGAUCUAUUGAUGUACCACGUGACCGCUCUGCGUGUAUGUAUAUAUUGUGUGUUCCCUUUUUGUAUAUGAGGAGUCACUUCUGUUCGCUUGUUUAAUUUUGUGAUGUACUAAGAGUGAAUUUCAAUCAACCAGCCGCUUCAUAUGUGGUGCUUUCAAAAAUCCCAUCGGUAAGUCCUAUCACUUGGAGAUUGUAUUGGUUAUAUCGAAGUGUCUAUAUUUCGAACGUUUAUCAGUUGUUGGAGCUCAUUUCUAUGUCCAAAUAAAAGUCCACUUGGUGUUUAAAACAUUUAGUUAAUUUCUACGAAUUUUAAAAUGUACAAAAGUUUGCCUUGAACAGUAAAUUCAUGUUGAUCUUAUUUUAUGAAACAAUACAUGGAACAUGUAUGAACUUAAAGUGUAAUUAUAAUUUACAGGUUUGGCAAUGUUUUCACCUCUGAUAUGAGCAUCCAAACUUAUAUAAUUCGGUCGAAUUCCUUUUCGAUUUCUUAAAAUGGAAUUCUCCCUCGCAGCUAUACUAUAUUGUUCUGUCUCAUGUCGUCAUCAACUUUGUUGGUUUACAUCACUACUUUGUGUGUAUUACGUCAUUGUAGCGUGCGUGUUUUACGCAUUGUCUGUUACGGUCAGUUUUCUUGACAAAUCAUUUACAGUUUAUUUGACUGUGUAUAUAUAUACAUCGAAAUAAACAAAUAUG